UUCGCGCUCUUACAGGUAUUUGCACAGUGGGUUGCCUCCUAACCAACCCAAACCUUCACCAGUCAACUGAGCAUCUUACUAUUUCCCGUCUUUCGACCGCUACUCUUUCGACAGACGUAAGCAAGCAAACAAGCAAGCACAAUGUCAGACAACGUCGGCCUCGCGACGCCGCGCGGCUCCGGCACGUCGGGGUACGUGCAGCGCAACUUGGCGCACAUGAAGCCGCGCGACAUGGCCGCCCCCUACCUGCCGCGCAACAGUGACGCCGACAGCAUGCGGCACAAGCCGCGCCAGCCGGACCAGGGCCUGUUGGAGCACGACCGCAAGCGCGAGGUCGAGGUCAAGGUGUUUGAGCUGCGGGACAAGCUCGAGGAGGAGGGGGUUGAAGAAGAAGAAAUUGAAUCGCAGUGCGACGAGCUGCGCAAGAAGCUGCUUGCCGAGAUGGAGAUGAACAGCCGGGACAGCGACAGGAGGCGAGGAGGCGUUGGACCUGCGCCGAGGAGGAAUUUUAAGAUGCAUCAGGUGCACGAGCUGGCCGACGCCAAGAUCAAGGAGAGCGAGCGAUUGAGACAGGCCCUCAAGAUCAGCAAGGACUAUCAGGAGGGCAGCCACUGGAAGAGGCAGGAGGAGAGGCUCAAGAAGGGGUUAGAGCGGGAGGGGGGCGGUGCAAAAGACGAGGUGAAACGGGAAAGGAGCCGGGAUAGGGACUGACACUCGGAAACUGGUGGGGAAUGACGGUGGUAUGUCUGGCAUCAGCGUUCUGGAAUGGGGUCAUUGGGCGUUAGAGGUGUCUUGGGCGUAUCUGGGCUGGGGUCUGGUCGAUAUGUUGUUCCUUACUUCUUUCUAGAGGGAAUCAGCAGUCUCCGCUGCUUCGAAAUCAUUGAAGGUCACGUAACCGAUACAAGUCUGGUGAGUCUCUUGUCAUCUCCCCCACUGCUUUUGCUUACCCCUUCCGCGACAGCUUCUCGCUGACGCACAGGGCCCAGCUGAAUCAAACCAGUCAAAUGCCCCACCUGUUCUGGAAGGCGCAGAAGAUUCCCAGAGUGCGGUCAAGUCAGGGGUCUCUGAUCGAAGUUCGGGGAUCACGUCAGGG
Parathielavia appendiculata is the source of this 1093-nucleotide messenger RNA. Its product is annotated as cwf21-domain-containing protein. Gene Ontology annotation, cellular component: nucleus. The coding region runs from base 142 to 711 and encodes 189 amino acids. Lineage: Eukaryota; Fungi; Ascomycota; Sordariomycetes; Sordariales; Chaetomiaceae. The record is from RefSeq and is a predicted model, not a curated record. The transcript has 2 exons.